Molecule: messenger RNA, 1357 nt
Organism: Prunus avium (sweet cherry)
Lineage: Eukaryota; Viridiplantae; Streptophyta; Magnoliopsida; Rosales; Rosaceae
Source: RefSeq, a predicted model, not a curated record
ACUUGAGACGGGAGCGAGAGAGAGAGAAGAGACUCUGCAACCAAAAGCCUCAAGUCGCAUGCGCUCACUUUGGUUUUGAGAGAGGCUUGAAUUUGUGGAUACAAUUCGAGAAUUGUUUAGGUGAAUAGUUUGGCAGAGUCGUUGGUGAAAGUCGAGCUUUUCUGAUGAUGGUAAUGGAGGCCACGGUUGCGCAGAGGUUGCAGUUUUCGACCUGGAUUGAUUCGGAGAAGGUUGCGAGGCGGCCGAGCAGUUCAGCGCGGUGCUCUCAGAGAUUGAAGGUUCAAAACAAGCUCCGGGUGCUUGUUGCAGCUCACCUACCCACCUCUAGAGUCUCUAAUCGCCAUAGACAUGUCGCUUUGGAGGUUUCAUGCUCCUACAACAAGUUUCCAGCUUCAACAGUGGAAUCUGGAAACUUUCAAACUCCUUUUGAUGAAUCUCUGGUUUUGAAGAAUAAGGCACAAGCCAUCGAGCCAUAUUUAAAUGGACGAUGUAUAUAUCUUGUUGGUAUGAUGGGAUCUGGGAAAACAACUGUUGGCAAGAUUUUGUCGCAAGCAAUUAAUUAUUCUUUUAUUGAUAGUGAUACAUUGGUGGAGCAUGAGGUUGGUGGAACUUCUGUAGCUGAAAUUUUCAAACUCAAUGGAGAAGGCUUUUUCAGAGAUAAAGAGACUGACGUGCUACGUAAACUGUCAUUGAUGCAUCGUCUUGUUGUUUCUACGGGUGGAGGUGCAGUUGUACGGCCCAUCAACUGGAAAUGUAUGAACAUGGGUAUUAGUGUCUGGUUAGAUGUACCCUUGGAAGCCCUGGCUCAGAGAAUUGCCGCUGUGGGAACUGGUUCUCGCCCUCUUUUGCAUCAUGAGUCAGGGGAUGCAUACAGAAAAACUUUUAUGCGUCUGACAAGCCUUUUUGAACAGAGAGGUGAUUCAUAUGCUAAUGCCAGUGCUAGGGUUUCCUUGGAAAAUAUUGCAGCCAAGUUGGGUUAUAGAGAUGUGUCCAGUCUCACUCCCACUGCCAUUGUUAUUGAGGUACUAGAACAAAUUGAAGUCUUUCUGAAGGAAGAAGAUGGCCAUGCCCGUAUUACGUUCUAAGAUGCCGAACUUCCUUGUAGCAUUCUUGUUGUGGUACAUUAUUUCCUAUUUUCCAUAAUGAAGCAUGGAUAUAUGCGUCUAUUGUGUUAAUGGAGUUUGAAAAAGAAAAGAACUAUUGUAAGAUUUCGAUUGUAAUCUCGAAUAAGUUGUAACUGUAUAUAUUGUUUGACCUGUGAAGUGAGGUCCUUGACCCCGCAGCCAGUAUCCCCUUUGUUUCGAGAUUUCGUUUCAAUCGGUCAUAAAAGUAGUUCUAAACAAUUUUGCAGAUCAAA